Molecule: messenger RNA, 35460 nt
Organism: Xyrichtys novacula (pearly razorfish)
Lineage: Eukaryota; Metazoa; Chordata; Actinopteri; Labriformes; Labridae
Source: the annotation of a GenBank genome assembly
UGGGAAUAAAGUUGAAGUUUCCUCUUAUUCUUCAUGUGUAAAAAAUGAGAAAUUGACAGCCUGAAAGGACUCAGAUUCCUCCGUUUAUGCCCACUCUUUAGGGGCGUGUCUGGACUUUUUGGCUGGGGUGGCACCACUCGACCAGAGUACUUACACCUGUAGUGGUAGCCCUUACGUAUUUUGUGGGGUCUAAUAAUAAGACAAUAAUAGCAUUAUUUUCUUGUUUAAUUGGUGCAUGUUUGAACCCCCCGAACAUUUAGUGUUUACUCGUUUUAUUUGUGCAAAUGACUCACUCCCACGUGAAGUAAUACAAAACAGGAGGGUUUCCUUUCAUGCUGUUUCAGUCUGUUUUCAUCAAGCAUUGUUGAGGGUAACCACGUUGUGAGGAUCUGUUGUGUUUUUACAAUUUAACAGAUAAUCUAACCUCCUCACUCACUUUUCUCCCCUUGACUCGCUGUUGUUAAUAUUAAUUAGCUGUAUCCUAAAUAGGCCUGCCAUUUUUUAUCUGAAAUUCAAACCUUUAUUUGAACUCCGGGGUAAAAGUUCAUAGCCAAGCUCAUGCAAUAUACCAGUGCUGCAUGAUCCAGCAGAGGGCGCUCUCAUCGUAACCUGACCAGUCCAUGAACUCUUGACCUCAGUAAACUUAUACAGUAAUAUUAUUCUGCAAAAAUGGGGAACAUGGCCAAGCAGAGCUGCACUGAGCCAGCAAUCACAGCACCAAAACAUCCGAGGGGGGCUGUGUGGAAAUAUUUGGGGUUAUAACGGCAGAGGGAAAAAUAAACGACCAAAAGAUAGGGCUGUUUGUCGACUUUGUACAAAGCAGCUGCUUUGCUGGUCGAUGAUGAGGAGUUUGCUGUUUUUUUGGAUGGCUUACCACUCACAUGAAAUGGUGGUGGCGAAAGAGGAAGCAUCACUUUUGAGCGGCGCGACAGCUAGUGGUAAAUGCUCGUUCAAUGUGGACUGUAAUGGAAAACUGACCGCCCUGGUCCUGAAGCUCAGGUACUGUUAAAUUAAAUGAACCCCUGCUGAAAUGUUCUCAAUAUAUAUUACCCGGGAUUCUCUAUGCUGAUUGGCUAUCGUGGCACCAUUGAUUCACAGGGGUUCAGAUUUUACCGCUCUCAUGAAAAAUGAGGAGAGUAGCUGCUUGAACGUGUCGGUAAUUGUGUUUGUGUUUUCAUUCGGUGUGCAGUUUGGCCUCACACAGCCUGUUUUUCCUUAUUAUCUAACAUUUGAAUUAAUGAGAAUAAGAAAAUAAAUGAACUGAUUUAUAGAUAAUGGGAUAAUCUUGCCCUCAAUUACACCCUGUAAUGGAUAUUCAUCUUUCAAAUAUACUGCAGGGCUGUCUUUAUCGUGCUUCAUGUGUGUGUGUAUGUGUGUGUGUGUGUGUGUGUGUGUGUGUGUGUGUGUGUGUGUGUGUUGUAGCGAGAGAGAGAGCACAUCCUUUGUAGAUUACUCUUAAUGACUGUUGCUAAUUCAAUUUCCAUCUCACACACUUUCCCUGUAUGGCUCACGUGCAAGUUUUGUGUGAGAUCAUCGGUGCUUCAGAGCCUAUCAGUGAAGACUACAGACAAUGAGGAUAGAACGACGAGCGAUGUGAGACAGAAGACUGAAAAAUGGUUUUGGUGGUGUUGGAAAUGUAAGGGAUGAAGAGGAGGAGGAGGAGGAGGAGGAGGGGAAUAAACAGUGAUGGAGAGUGAGUGAGAGGGAGCGAGAGGGGGGAGGAGCACAGAGAUGAUUCCUCUCUCUAAUCCUGUAGACACACACUCGGUCUGGCUGCCUACUCGCUCAGAGGGAGAGAGAGAGAGACGGAGGCAGGUGGAGGGCAGAAGCAGAGAGAGGGAAGGAAAAAACCAAGAUGAAGGGAAGAGAAGAAAGGAUAGCUGCCCUUUGUGAACUACAUUGAGAGAGAAGAGAAAGAGAGGAAGAGGAGGAGCAGGACUGGAGAAACCAGUGACUGUUUGGAGCUCGAAGAAUGAGACUGAGAAGGACGAUGCUUGAGUCAAGCUCUGCCUGAUCCAAACUAGGAGAGAAGAAGAGGAGCAGCAGAGGAAGAGGAGAACGACAGGGUUGAACGUGGAAGAGGAGGUGAUGAAGAGGAUGGAGGAGUGCACAGUGAGCAGACACACUGAUCCCUGGUUCCUCAGGCUCACAUGAGAGAAUACGGACGAGCCUGCCCAGAGUUACUACAAGAUGCUGUCAAUGGAGCAGCGAGUGAGGGCGGAGUGUUAGUGUGUGAGUGAUGGGUGUGUGUUCACAGAAACAAAGCUGCUGCUUCCUGACACUCAGCAAAAGUAGACAAGUGCUCCAGGUGUGAGGCAUCUGACGGCGCAGCUGUUUGGGGCUAAACAGGGUCGUACUCUGCCAGAGGAGGGGAAAAAGGCAGGUUAGCUCACCUGAGCACGUGCACAGACUGAGAAAUAAACACCUGAGGGAGGGAGUGAGUGCAGCAAGGAAGGAUUCAGUCUAACAGUCUGAGGUGCUGGUCAAAACCAGGUUUCAAUUCAGGAUAUCAUACCUUUCAACACUGAGGUGCCACUGAAUUCCUCAGCUGCUCUUUGCACCUGACAAACCCUCUGAAGCCGCCGCCUACCUCAUCUCUGCACAACAAGUGGACUUAAAGACUCAGAGGGUGGGGACUCUGACACCAGUUUUGGUGCCCUGCUGACUCCACCUAAAGUGGGGUGCGCCCUGAUUCCCUGCACCCAGUGGAUACCUCCAGACUCCAACCAUGGGAGAAUGGACCAUCCUGGAGCGCCUCCUGGAGGCCGCUGUGCAGCAGCACUCUACUAUGAUUGGAAGGUGAGUUUUGUGUUGGUUGAGGGGUUCAGGAUAAAGCCCCAAAUCUGGCGUGAUUAUCAUGCACGCUUUUAACAGUGUAUGAGUGGAGUAAGACGUUUUGUCUGUGAUCAGUUGUUUGUCAGGAGAGUGGAGCAACAAGGUGCAGUUCAUGUUUAUAUCAGUGGACAUCAAAGCAUUUAUGCAUCAUGUUGCUGUCACUGCCAUUUUCUGCAGUGUUUUUCAGGAGCCAAUCACAUGUUGAAGAUCCUAACCUGCUGUUAAAAAAAUAACCUCUCAAACUCCCCCUUUAACUCUCAGGAGCAUACAGGGGGCCCUGGCUGACAUGCAUAGACAGACAGGCGUCUGUCUCAUACACGCAUUAGUUCUGAAAUGUACCAACAUGCAUGGAGUGCCAGUUGGUCUUACAAUUUGGGUGCAAGCCCCACAAAUAGAGGCUGUGGUUUCUGCAGGAGAAGAGAGACUUUGCAGCAUGAUUCUCUGCCCCACACAUUUCAUAUCCCUCUCAAUCUAUCCUUUCUAAUGAAGACAAGCCCAGUUGAUAAAACUCCAAAAGAUAUCAGCAGGUAUUUACUAUUUCUUUUCACCCAUGAACAUCUCUCGGUCACUGACAUGCUGAUUUUACUUAAAAUUGUGCGUGGCAAUUGUUGUUUAUGCCAACCGCACCCGCAGCAAGAUGACGGCAGUCUAUUGAUUGAUGUAUGCUUGUUGCUGUGAGGUUUAAUUGCAUGUCUCCAAGGAAACCCAGCUUCCUCAUCAAAACAGGGCAUGGUGGCAAAUAAAAGUAUCACAAUUAGUCUAAUAGAAAAAGAAAAAAAAACUUUUGUUACAUGUUGGCUUAAUGUCUCUGCUGUGGGAGCUCCCUGCCUUCCCCCACACAUAUGGACAUAUAGACCCCACACUGUGCUUUGGUGAUCCAUGUACGGAUAUGGAAUGGAUGAGUGAGAGCACACCUUCCUUUUGCUCCAUGUGCACACAUGCAAAGCCAAGGCAGAUUACACAUUACACACAUGCACCCACUAGUCUGGCAUGCUUGUGUGGACAUUUUCAACCACCUCAGUUUGGAGCAGACACCAGAGCAGGAAAAAAGUGAGUUGCAACAUGUUUUUAAUGCUGUGAUGAUAAACUAAACGAGCUGUGUCCGAAUAGAUCACUGACCAACCAUUGCACCACCAAACAGAGGGGUAUUUAUAACAGAGAACAACACACAUGCAAAAUAUAAAUCCUCCCCUGCUUUCAGUCAAUGCUUCCCUGUCAAACGUGGCUGAUGACAGAGAGAGAAAGAGGGGCUUUAGCCUUGAUAAUCCCUCUGAGUGACAUGAUGGAGGGUUAGGCUGCAGCAGGGACACUAUUAGUCCACACAGAGGCUUUGAACGUUUGGGAAUCGGGAGCAGUGUGAGGACAUUUCACCUUCCAUAGUGCCUUCAUUCACAGUUUUGAGCUGUGCUGCUGUCUCUGCUUUCCCUUGCUUUAAUUUCACAUCUGCCUCACGUAAGGAUGCCUCACCUCAGCGUUUCUCACUAUGUCCUUUGCUCUUUCUUCUCUCAUGUAUGAAGUCAUUUCACAACCAAAAGAAACAAGCGACCAGCGCGAGGUUACGGAAAUCAUGAUUAAUGCAUCCCUUCUACAUGCUGUGAUGUCUUGUAUUUUAGUUUGAAUAGUCGUUCUCAUCAACCACAGGAUGAGCAAUUAUUGAUGAGCACUUACACCACAGAGGCACAUCAGCGCUGAAGUUAGUAAUAGUCUUGAUUUGACAUCUAGUAAAGGCCAUGUUUGUAAGUUUGAGGUUUUCUUGGGACAUCUCUGCAAACCACAGGUUCAGCACGGGUUCAUUAAGCUCGGCUUGUAUUAGCUGUUCAAACCGAUCCCCCUGAAGCCACUCUCUGAGUGAGUCUCUUACUUUAUCGAGUGAAUAAAUGUCAGCCAGUUUGUGAGGGGAUGAUGAGGAAGGGUAUUUCAUUUUGGCAGAUGAUGAGUCGUCUCCUACUGACGGAGCUCUGAGUGUGAAUUUUUUCGUGAUGAGAUACAAAACUGAUGUGAUUUUGAGUCCUUUUCCGACAGAGCGCAGUGUGUUGGUUGCGCUGGGUAGUUGGAGUUGUUUCCCGUGGUGUUGUGAUGAAUAAUUGGUCGGCAUUCGCUCCCUCAUUCAUGAGACACUGCAGGCAAAGUGUCGCUCAUCAGCUGGACUCAUCAUCCUAGCUGCAGGGUAGAAAAGACAGGAAAAAUAAGGAGGAGAUGCACAAAUAAGAAAAUGAAAUCCACAACAACAGGCGAUAGAUAGCAGGAAGUAAGUUUGAUAGCAGUGAGGAGAAGAAAUGAGCAGAAUUGGCAGUGAGAGUGCAAGUUGUGACAGACGGGAUGCGUAUGAUGCGGUAAGAGUAAAAAAGACAGAGUGAAGGAGAGGGCAGCGAAGAGCAGCUAUUCACAGACAGGCGGGCAGACACAUGGUCUCUGUCUGCAGGGCGUUGGGAGGAAGCCAACAGGACUGUCUCGUCACGAGAUGGUGCUGCAUGUCAUGACCUGAGCAGGGCGGCUGGGACACCCGGCAGGCGGCAGAAAGAGCCGCAGAUCAUCUUCUUGCAGAUUAUAUCAGUUAUCCAGACAGUUGAAAUAUUCAGAUGGCUGGGUUGGAGUGAGGGUGGGGGUGGGGGACAAGUCUUCAAAAUAAAAAAAAAGUCAAUGAAAGACAUGAAGGAUUUCCUGCAGCCCCUGACAGUUUCAGUUGGAUUAAGUCGCUGAGUAAAUAUAGGUUUGAUUUACGCUCUGUCCACAAGUAUUACUAAAAAAUAUCAAAUCACUUUUGAAGUAAAAUUCUUCAAUACUAUUAACAAUAGAAACAAUGUUUUCAUCGUCCUACAUCUGGGUAAUGUGUAUAUAACCCCCCUCUGUUAGAUGUUAUCGUGACAUUAUAAGAAGAGGGGCCAUCGAUAAAAAAAACACUUUCAAUACUUCCAAUAUUCAAAAUGUUACGGCUCAUUUGAAAAAAGAAUAAAAAACACUAUCAGUUUUAUUGUUUUUUAAACAUUGUUAUCUUGAACCUGACCAGAUUUCCACAAAUGAUAAAUCCCUAUAAAAAACAAUAUUUCUCACAGACAACAGGCUGUCCUUUAACUAAAACAUUCUAUCAACACUUUAUAUUCAGUUUUCUUCAGUAAGAUUAGAAAACUGCUCCUUGCAUUUUUCCAGCAGCGUGGAAAUGAAAACAUUUGCAAAAUUUUCUCGUAUAUGAACUGAUGUACAUCAGACCCCUCAGGCGAGCAAGCUCAUCCUCCUGCAGGGCGGCUUGCAGCUGCCACGCUCUCCUGCUUGGCUUGUGAAUUGACUGGAUGAAUAAAACUCCUGAUUUGUUUUUCAUAGUUUAUUUGUGGUGCAGAGGGGUGCACAGCAGCUCUUUGGCAUUGUAGUUAUGGUUUGUUUUCCCCCUCAGCUUGAACCCGAUGUGACGUUUUGUGGGUUGUGUGUGUAUCUAUUCAUUUAUAAGAGGAGAACAGCAGUAUGACUCCUGAGACUGUUGACAAAGAUGCAUCUGAAAAAGCCUGACGGGAGUGAUUGCAACUGAAAGAUAAGCAUCACAAUGUGGGAUUUAUGCCUCUUUUUCUCGAAAUCAGUCGUGCUUCAAUUUUUGAAGGAAAAACAGCUGAGGAUUAUCUUUAAACCUCUCAAAACGCAGCUGUGUAAAGACACAAAUGUAUACCAUAUCAGAGUGGAGUCUCAUAAAGCAUCAGCAGAAACUGAGUGAGAUUGUUUUUCAUGAAUUUUUUAGUAGCUCCUCAAAAGACAGCUCAUUUGUUGUUGAGACAUUUCUCCAGACUGUUGAAGCGCAGCCAAGUGUGUUUUUAAUGACAUCUCUCCAGCCCUUCAUAGAAAAAAAGAGGCAUGUGACAUCCAAGAUGAUGCGGCUCCAAACAGUUUUGAGUCAUCUGAGUCAAAAUAAGAGAAAGAGGGGAAAGGCUGAAGCCUAAAACCAGUCAUCUGUUAUCAAAGCCAAAAACCAAAGGAGGUGACGUCUCUCAAGUUUACGGCUGCCAGAGAGGUAUGAUAGUGGGCUAAAAACUUGCUGAAUGUUGAAAUCUGCAGUUCCUCAAAUGCCCACCGGAGGCUGGCUCCAAAAGCAGCCAAAUCCCCAUCAACACCCAUGUUAUAAUGCCAAUUAAUGCCACUCACCAUGCCCAUGUUCGAUGCAGUCUAUUCGUGGUAGCUAUAACUGUGAAGAGUCACCUUAACUUUUAUCCAUCCUGGAGGUGUUUAACCACCCCUGCCAUGUUGAAAGAAUUACACUGAGAAUAAAUGUUUGGACUGCUAAUUACCACCAAGGUUUAUUUUCACAGGCAAAUAAUCAAUCAGGUACUAACAACCUUAAUCACUCUCUCUACAUUCCAGUCUCUGCAGCCAUUGAGUGCAUUUGGCUUGCAAACGGACAGACCUAUAGACUGUUUCAUUAGGUGCCCUCUCUUCUGUCAGGCGCUGCUUCCUAUUUCAUUAUUGGAGAUCAAUAUCAGGGAGGCAAGAGGCUUUAUCUGCGUGUUAAGCAUUCCUAAUGGCCAGUGGCAGUUUAGGAAUGGGACUGCAGCCUGUGGGAGUGUGUGAGAUAAGAUAUUUUUUUAUAAUGGAACAGAGCUAGAUCUCAGAUACGGCAUGCAGUCAUUAGUGUUAUCACUGCAGCCUCACUCUCCAUGCUCACUCUGCUGUAAUAGCCCAGAAUACUUCUCUAGCUGGAGGUGUUUCUCUACACUCAUAGUUUAGACACACUACCUCACUAUGAGCAAGCGUUAUUGGUGCACAACUGUGGGUGAAAAAUAUGGAUUAACCAUCACAAACAAAAGACUGCAGCUACAACAAGCAACAGAAAGCAAAAGACUUCAUGCAGUCAAGUGUUUUCACAGAUCCACAGAAGAGCAGAGAUGCACAUGAAGGCCAUGCUUGCAAAAGAAGCAGCAGUAAUGGAGCAUUUUCUGCCACUUAAAACAGAUUGAAUUUGUCUGGAGCUGUCAGAAAUAUCCAUAGAAGAAGUGAAUUUGAUGAGUCAAGCCUCUCUGAAGAAUUUCAAUCCAUUUUUGUUUGCUUUAACCUGUGAUUCAUUGUGAGUUAAUCUGAUCAAGAGAGAAUGUCCUGUCAAUUAGCACCACUUCAUAAAGAUUAGACAAAAAUCAGCAAAGGCCUGGUGCCUGUCCUGAGGCAGUAAAAACAAAGAAAAGACCCAGUCUGUGUUUAAGGGUUUAAGGUAGUUCCUUCUCAGAAGAUGAGCUCGGGUCCCAAAGUCUGAAACACUUUCAUGUAGGUUUGGAGUUACACACCCCUCAAAGCCCAUAACGACCUGAAUUAAUCACAGGUAGUAAGUGAACACGCACGCACGCACACACACGCACACACACACACACACACACACACACACACACACACACACACACACACACACACACACACACACACACACACACACACACACACACACUCCAGCACAUGUGAAUAUGCAGAGCUAGUUCACUGAGCUGAUGCUUCACUCACUCACUCGUAUUUUUGCCUGCACUCACACAUAUCCUGGGACGGGGAUCUCUGAGGCUAUUUGUAAUCUCACACAAACGAGUGUUAGAUUCCCUCUAAUGUGGGUGACUCAUGUAUGACGAAUGAACCCGGAGCUGCCGGCUGUUGUCAUGGUGGGCUCGUGAGAGCGCACACUGGCAUCGCCUCAGGAGGAGAAACCUGUCCAACGCUACAUCUGACAGAGAGACACCUGCUCCAGCCAAUGAGAUGAGUGAAGAGACGGCACAAGAACCAAUGGGUUUUAGGAUUGAGGGGGAAUUAGUGCACGUUUAUAAAAUUCAUGUCAGAGAGUGAUGUCCCAGAUUAGAUGGUUCUGAGCUUCAGAAAAGCCAGAUAACAGGAACAUGCGGACUGUCAGACAGUAAGCAAAGCUAAAAAUGGACGACAGGCUCUUUUCAGCCCAUCAGUAAUAACACCAAGUGAUGAAAGUGCCUCUCAUAGACAAAUAUUGAAAGAUAAAACACAUGCCGUAUUUGACAUCCCUCCUUUUUUUAAACUGGAGGUGUAAAAAUACCCUCUCUUUUGAUUCCCACUAAAAAAAGACCAGUGAGAUAAGAAGUGAUGUUUUAUGGAGAUUAAAAAAAAAAAAACACCCGAUAAAAAGUGAAUUAUUUAUGGAAACAGCCUGUACAGAUGGUGGAUCUGUAGGCUGAGUGAGCUUUAGGAUGUUUGUGAAGUAGAAAUCAAAUGCAUUAAGAUUAACAGUUUAUUUAAACUGUGUUCAGUGAGGAUCACGUAUAGUGAGCGAGUGGUUCCACAUCCUGCUUAUUAUCCAUCAACAGACUUCACAUCCAGACAAUCUGAUGCUAAUUCUGUUAAUUAUGAUGUCAAAGGGCUCGAAAGGGUUUAUGGUCACCCAUCAGGAGGUAUACUUACUGCAAACGUGUAUGUGUGCGUGUAAGGAUGCACUGAUGUACAGAUUGGCACAUUUAUUUGAAGUUUUACUUUAUAUAAAAUUACACACUCAGAUUUUUUUUAAAAUUAGGGAUAUUAUAUUAUGCUAUCCCUUGUGUGUGUAUUUAUCUGACCUUAAACUAAAGCUGAUACUGUGUUUUUUUCCCCUUUAAUUUAAGCUUUGUUUACCCAGGUUAGUCCCAUUAAGAUUAACAAUCUCUCUUGAGAAGGAGACCUAAAAUAGAGGAUUAAAAGGUCCUGAGAAUGCAAUGGAUACUGCCCUUUUCUGUGUGAUAAAAUCACACAGAUAGUGUGGUAGCAGGCCAAGACUUACCUCAUUAAUUAAGGUGUAUUAACCUUCAGGGAGAUGGCCUACUAGCCUGAAGGCUUAUUGGUUAAAACAGGGUGAAUAAAUUCUUGUUUAAUCACUCCGAAAAUGUACCUGCAUGCAAUAUUGGUUCAAGAAAAUUUAAAACCCUUACUUUUCUACAGCUGAAGACGUUGGUUUAAAGAAACAGUUUCACGAUCAAACAGGUAGUCUAAAGCUCACCGAGGACUUAAAUCUACUUUAGAUCUCUGCUGGCAGACAUUUCUACAACAGCUGGUGCUCAUUUUCAUCUUAGCCUUGAGUCUCUGAAGUGGACGAGAUCGAAAUUCUUCUUGAAUCUCAGCAUGCUUCUACACAUCAUAUAAGGUGAUAAGGAGCGUGUGUGGGUGUGCUCUUAUCCAGGGUCACACCUCACUCCGCCGGCUCGCUCAGCAUGACUCCCAUGAGCGUUGUCACACCGAAGCCCUUCACUCAUCUGUCAAGAAAGCAUAUGAGUGUGUGUGCUGCAUGUGUGCGCUCCUCCAGCACAGCACCGUGCACUGAAGUUUGCAUUGAAGCCAAAAACUGAUAUUUAUGAGCGCAGUGUGUGUUUGUUUACAGGUCGCAGCUCUGACAUCACAUGACCUUUAGAUCAUCAUGUCUUUAUGCAGCAGAUUCCCUGUGGAGUGUUCACAACCCCUGCGGACGUGAUGGAUGGUUUUGUUUGCACAGGAUGAGGCUUAUCUUGCAAAUGUGCUCUAUACUCCAUAAAAGAAGAAAGUGAGAAGGAGGCUGUGAUAGGAUCUCUCUCAUGUCACACUCCCUUGAGAGAUUUUAAAGAAGAGAUGCUCUGCUUUCACACUCCCUCCAUCCAUAUGUAACAACCCUGGGGAUGCUUUCCUCUCUAAUGUCACUGCCUCCUGUGUGCUGCCAUAAGAAACUGGUGAUUAAAAUGACCUCACAGCUUCCAUAGGGAGGCUGAGGCUCCCAGAGGGGGUAAGAUGCAUGUAAGUCAUAUUAAAAGCUUAGACUUUUCUUGCAAGCAUAGAGCAGCCGAUUAAACUUCAAGUUAGGUGCCAAAUCUUUGAAAUAAUCAUGUCAAAGGUUGAUGCAUUAUUAAAGACGCUGCAUGCAUAGCGCUCAUGUCAUCAAUGAUAGCAGAACUGAUCUGCUCUGGCUCUACUAGAGAUGAAAAAAUCCUGGAAAUGAGCACGGGUUGGGUGGGAGUUGGGGGUUGGGGCGGUUCUGCGUUGCAGCUUGCAGCCCUUCAGGACCGGAGAGCUACAAACGGCCUCUACAGGGACAGUUGGAGAUGCACGUUGAAGCUUGAGGAGAAACUGUAUAUAAUUAUGCUGUGUUUGUGUGUGUUCAUUUCUUCCUUUACAUCCACACACCCCUCAUUCCCAUUCUUGUUUCAGCAGCUUAUCCCCCAUUCUUGAUCCUUAUAGUCCACAUAUGCUGAGGUCAGGGUUGACAUGGUGCCUUCAUGCUGAAGGGUAAAUCGAUUAAGCUCUUCUUGCAAGUGGACAUGAGCAGACAUUAUGCUGUUGAACCCACACCUACACCCUUGAGCUGUUUACAAACAGCCACAUUAGUCAGUUUAACACCUAUAAGCUGAAUGACAGAAAGAUGGUGGAUAAAAAAAUUAACCAAGGUGAGACUCAACCAAAAAUGUCAGAGAAAGGGAAAGACAAACGGAUAAAGGCAGGGAUUAGUCCGAGUGAAGAGGUCAGAGUUGAGACAGAUUUCACCCUGCAGUGCUUAGGAGAGAGACUGCCCUGUUAGGGUGACUCAGGAAGGCUUACAGGUUUAGUGUUCACACCUCGCAGGAGGACAGAGCAGGUCAGUGUCAGGAUGAUACAGGGAGGGUUUGUUUAACGUGGAGAUUAUCACACAAUCGAAAACAAAGGACAAAACCCUGCAAAAACAGCAUACAGGAUCCACCAUUUAGUCACACAAUGCACAUGAUAUAUGAUCUUUAUUAUCAAUAAAGAGUUGCACAGCUGAAUGACAGAUCUUUAAAUAUAUGCUACAAAUUAAAGUGUCCCUUUAAAUGUUAUGUGUGGCCUCCAUUUAUUCAAACAGGACUAGAGCUGCCACAUUAUAACAACCUCAUGACUGUUUCUUUUUUUAAAGCUGCACAUAUAUGCUGUCAAGAGUCUAGAUCCUUCUUCUUUUAAAGGUUCAUGUGAUGAGAUCUUGCAUUGUUGGCUUUUAUUUUAAAAUAAGGUAAACACUAGGUCCAUUAACUACCAAGUUACUGGACUGAAUGAACGCAGCUGAAAGAAAGUACAUUUGACUUUAUUCACAAGUUACUACAAAUCGCUAAAAGGCAGCGUAAUCUUCAUCAAGUUGUCUGUGAUCCAUCUUAAUAUGUCAGAGCAGGACUUGAAUCCACUUUACCUUUAUCCAUGCCUUUUACUUAGUUCAGGGUGCUUUGUCGAACAUUAAGGCUGUAUUACAGGAGGCAGUCAGCAUCAAAGAAAACAAACAAGUAAUCACGAUGAUGGAAGGAGUGAUCUAAAGUCCAGCCACAUACAACUUAACUAGUUAUUUUAAUGAUAGCAAAAGGCAGGCUGUAUGACCUGCUGUAAAAUCCACUCAGUUUGUGAGACAGGUACAUUUCUCACAAUAAAAGUGUGUUUCUGCAACAUCCACCAGCUUGUCUAUCCCUCAGAGAAGUUCGGAGUAUUUUCAGAGUGUGUCUUGAUCCAGUCAUUCAAAAAUGAAGGUAAUCUCUCUUGAUUCAUGAAUAAUGUUAGAUAAAAUAUAGUUAUUUCAAUUGUAUGCUUAUGAAAGCUGCUAUUUUUGUUUCGGUUUGUCAACCAGUCAGAGGCUGUAUCUGCAAUCUGCUAACCUGUAAAGUUCUAAUCAGGAGCCACAGAGUAAUGAAGGCGAUAAAACAAAGUUGAUAUUGUUUGCAGAGAAAACCCCUUCCUCCUGUGAAUUUGUUGCUGGUAUGGUAUCACCGUAUGUGUAUUAGUUUAUCAGCAACAACCUAAACAGUACCAUAAGUGCUUAUAACUUUACGAACUGGACUGUGGUGAACUUCAGUUUCAGUUUCCAACACAGAGCUGUAAAAAUCACUGCCCUCCCUGUGAACCUGUUUUGGAUGGAUCGAUUACAGUUACUAUAACCCCUCAGGAAAAGUGUCUUGAUUGUAAAUCCAUCACUGAGAGCUAGGCUGUUUGUGUGAGUCAGUUUUAAAACUCCUCCAUGCUGGUGUGUUCAGGGACCAAGGAUUAAAACUCACCUGCCAAGCUGUGUGGCGUGUUGUCAGGAAAUCAAUACUUAAACACGGCAAAGUGAAAAGCAGUCCCUGCUCUCAUCUGCAUUAAUGCACCAUGAUAACAGUGAUGAGAUGAAUUAUUUAUCACAGGAGAGCUUUACAUCUCAGGAAGACAGUUUCUCUACCUUGUUGACAUGAAGUUUGCCAGGCAUGCAAACAAGUCAAAGGAAAGACGCUUGUCGAGAGUCAGGUGAAAACACUUUAAAGUCUUAACUGGUUAUCCCUUAUAGUGUCACAGUAACCACAGAACAGCUGGGAGGAAUUAGCGGACAUGAGCAACUUAACUAAAGGGUUUACUCCAACAUCAAUCAAAACAUCUACUAUGCUUGACUCUUUACAGAAUUACAAUUUACACAGGGGACACAAAAUUUAAAGUAUGCUUUGGAUGUAUUUAUAGUUAAUUGACAGGAGAUCUGCUAAUUCUGCUUAAAGUUAACCUUAGAUUAAGUAACUGUGGCAGAAAGGAAAGUCACCAUGAUCCAAGUCCAGUUAAAGACUAAACCCAAACACAUCCAUGGGUUGACUUCAAAUCUUUAAAGGCAGUAAUUUUUGAGUGAUUUUCAAAGCAGAAGCCUGAUCUGAUCUUUCUGUAGAGACACUCCCCUUGUUGCUUAAAUUCAGGAGCUGUCAGGAUGGUUAUUUGGUUAAAAAAAAAAGUGAUCUGUGCAGGAUAAAAAGUUGGCAUAAAUUGUGUUGGCAGUGGGUAAGCAUUGUUUGUAACAUCUGGUGACAGAAAAUAUAAGUCAUUUGCAAUCUUGGUUUUGAGUCAGAUUUAAGGGAGAUAGAAAGCUGAACACAUUUUCUGCAGGUUAAAUGUAACAGCUCCAACAUUCAAAUCACAGUGAGACAAAUGGAGGACAUAACAGUUAAAAUGACAUUUAAAGGUGUGGUAAACCUGCUGUGCUUACUCUUUAAAAAUGACUCGACUUUUUGCUGUCAGAUGAACACGCUCACACACAAAUAUUCAGGAUAACAUUAAAACAAAUAGUUAACUUUGAUCUCCGGGACGAAGCGAGGCUGCUGUGUUUGAAGUGUACUCAGUUGUUUUUUUUGUGCGAGCUCCUGGCUGUGUGGUUUUUCUCUUACUUAUAGAAACUGCUUUGAUAAUACAUGAUUAAGAGUGUUUUCACUUAAAGACUGAGUGUUCACAUUCUGGUUCGCUUUAGUUGAUCAAUAUGUUCAUUUGCGGACUGAUAUAUCCGCUCCUCUGCAUGUCUCUGAGCGUCUUAUUCUUUCAUAUGUCGCCUCGAUGCUUUAUCAAACUGCAUCUCCCUUUUUGAAGAUGAAAAGCGUGCUCUUCCUCCAUCGAUAUAUCCUCCUCAUCCUUACCCUUCUUCCCUCUCAGUGCUCAGCGCAUCCUCUCUCUUUAUCUGAGAUUGUUAGAGCCACUUAGACUGCAGCACAUCCAUCUCUUUGAGCAUGUUUGUGUUAGUAAAGACUGUUCCUCGGAGGCAAGAGACGCUGCUGCCGUUAGCCCGACUCCACAUGAAUAAAAAAUCAUACUAACACCUGACACCUUACUAAAACACACACCACUCACUCUGCCAGGACCAACAUACCAUAAUGAGACAUCUGAUUCACUGCCCCCUCACCUGUGUGCACACUCAUAACCAGAUGGUCCUCCAAAUAUACAAACAUGUGCGUAAGCAGCCUUGCAGCAUGGUUGAUAUAUUUACUCCUAACUCAGGGGCGGAAUCAUACUCACAGACACGUUUUCUCACACUUUUUCAUGCUGCCAGAACCAUCCCAGACUGCAGUGAUGCAUAUGAGCAACCAGAUAGAGUGUGACAAUGCAUUCGCACCUCCUCACACACACACGCUCACAACACACAUGAUCACAUUCACAGUUUCUUUAAUGAGGCAAGAUGUGUCUGUUUGUGUCUCAGCAAUAUGCUGCAUUCACGCGUCUCUCUGAGCCAAUAAUAAAAGCUGGGAGAAAGUCCUGGAUCUGUAAUAGGCUGUAAAGAUUUAACUCAGUGUCACAUCGGAGAAAAUUCUGUCCAAAUUUGGAAGCUUCUGGGCCACUUUAAGUCAUAAACACAGCAUAUUUCAGUGACUUUACUUCUUAGUUUCUAAACAUUUGGUGAACUUUUGCAGCAGAGCAUUUAGCCUGACAUGUCAGCUCUGAGUUUUGUGUGCCGAACACUUAAUUCCAAACAUUCUGGUGAACAUUAAUGCAACAGUUUGUGGCCAAAUUCAAUAUUUAAAAAAAAAAAGAAAAUUAAUUACUAAUAUGGAAUGAAAAAUGAAUACACCUUGCAUGAAUUUCAUACAAGACCAAGACUUGAGCUCUGUGUUAGCAGCACAGUGACAGCUGCCUGAGGCUUUGCCCACUCAUAUAUCUAUAUUUUGAAAUGCGGUUUUUCUUGUCUCCAUAAAAAAAAAAAAAAAAAAAAACCUGUCCACACCACAAUGCAGAAAUAAUUGAAAGACCAGCAUCAGCCACCUGUCACGCCAAAACAUUGUAGAAGAAGUUUGUGUACAUGCGUUAAGUGUCUCCUUGUGCAAGCAGCAACUGCAAACAAAUAUGUUCACUUGAUCCUGCAUAGCUACACCUUCAUUUAAACCUCAGAGUACUUAGCACACCUGAACAAACAAGCACAACAUGUCUACAUGAGCCAUGCACAAUCCCAUUAUCUGAACAUGCAUUUUUAUUGUGCACAUUCAUAGUCCCUGUGAAUUUGCUUUUGAAACACAUUACAAGCAGAUUUCUCAAUUUACUUGUUUUUUUCCAUGCAGGCUGAGGUGUUACCUGCACUUGCAUGCUGAUAUUGUUUAUAAAGAUAUACAUCUUUGCUGGGACACCUCUUAAGGGAGCAACUUUGUCAUUACAGCAUAUUGCAUUGUCCCUGCUUUUCCUCAUGAAGGCACAGAAGCCUGUGUGUACCUAAUUGGUUCAAUGCUGCAGCUAUUCACCGCAAAUGUAAACCAAGACACUUCCUUCACAAUAAUCUUCAAGAAUGAGGCAGAUUAAAAAUGUGAUGUGCAAAGCAAGAAAUAAAAGAUUCAGAUGUCAUUUCAUUCCAACUACAACACUCUAGUCCCAGCUCUGGAUCAUGCAGAAAGGAAAUCAUGUAUUUUCUCUCACUGUAAUUUUUUGGGGGGAUUUCUGUUGGAACGGCCACAGCAGAUUAGGAAAAACUGUAUAAAAAUCAUGGUUAGAGCGUUUUGGUGGCUUGAGUGUGCUGGGGAUGUUCCUGCUCAGCCAUGUGCUGUCUGCUUGUGUGUCAUGGAGGCUUCCUGCAUGUGCCAGAGCAGCUGAUUUGGUUGAAAUCUUGGCACAGGAUAGCUGCUGUGGGUGGGGAGUUGGCACGGAUGCAACACUCCCAACUCGGGAUUGUCGAAAAACCCACCGUUUUAAUCCGGAUUACGCCCAUCAUUUCCCCGCAGCGUGCACGGGUUUGCUGUAUUUCCCUUGAAUUGACCCCCUCCUUCUCUCCUCCCUGGCUCUCCCACACGUUUGCGCUCCUUCUCCCUCCUGCUGCUCUUUCUCCUGCUCAUGCCUCACCCCCUUCACCCAACCACCCAAAAACCUCCUCAUCUGUUGCCAUGGUGACCACUUAUGUCACUCCUUCUCACUCUUGCCAUUGAUCUGCGGUGAACCAUUGCUCUGAGUAGAUUUUAGAAAGUCUAUUUUUAAUCUCCUCUGCUGCUAUUUAUGUCUUCCUUCAUCGCCUAAUCUGUUGUCAGGGUAACUGCCGCCAUUAUCAUCAGAGACAUCCUGAAGUUCAGCGCACUCACAAAUCAGUGCAGCCCAUUUGUUAAUGUUGGUUAUAAAGUACAAAAAAAUCCUCUUAUUGUUGACUGAGCUUUUGAACAUGUAUGUGCAAAUCUGAAUUAUUGUCUUCCCCGAGCCUCGUCAGGUCACAUCCAUCAACACGCCACUUAAAUACCCUUUGUGUGUGAGUGGGUGUGAGUGUGUGUGAGGGAGAGAUAAAAGGAGAGGGACAGAGCGAUGGGUAGACAAGUGAACAGUAUUAGAAAAUGCUAUUAUUAGAUUUCCAUUUCAGCAGCUUACAGACGCAGGAUUACACACAGACUGUAACAUAAUAGAGAACUGCCAGUGACCACCUUAUCCUCGCAGCAGGGGUAUGCAGUAUUCACUGCGCAGAGUAUGAAGCACGGAGAGGAUAGCAACAUGUCUGCACCUUUGAUAAAAAACAAGAUUUAACUCUAAUUUCGAAAAUUGUUAGUACGUUAAACAACAAAACAAGAGCUGUGUUACAGCUGGAGAAACAUCCCCAACUAAUGAGGUUCAUUUACAUGAUAUCACUUAGGCUUCAGGGAGCGCUGCGUUAAACAGGCAAGACUCUGUAGUGGAAAUCACUGCAUGAGUUCAAACUUGCUCUGAAAACCUUUGUCAGUGAACACAGCUCCUUACUGCAUCAAGUUUCAGAAGCAGAACCACUUCUCAACAGCCCCUCUUCUAGGAUUCUUAGAAAAAGACCACAUUUCAAAGACCCCCAUGUUUACCUCCAGUCUUAGUUCUUUUUGCCUCCAGCAGAUGUCAACAUGUGGGGGAAAAUGACCACUGUGCAAUCAAGGUGAAUGAAAGUAACUCUGUAUUCCUAACAGGUGUACACUAUGUGGCCUCUGGAGGUUCUUAAGGCUUCUUAGAUAUUCUUCUAGGCUGCAGAGAAACUCUCUCACUGCCUCACCUGGAAUAAUAAACACCCAGAAGCCAAUAAAACCAUUAUGACUGGUCGAUUUGAUCAGGACUCAUCUUUGUCGUCUCCUCAGAGGAUGAAACCAACACCCGCUCAUGUCAGACACAAUCGGCUUUGUGACACCCUGAACAGCUGGAGGAGUGUGUGUGUGUGUGUGCGUGUGUGUGUGUGUGUAUGUGUGUGUGUGUCAGUGCACAGAGCGCUGUCCUCAGAGACUUCAGUUCAUUCUGUUUCGUGAAAAUUGUGUGUGUGUGUGUGUGUGUGUGUGUGUGUGUGUGUGUGUGUGUGUGUGUGUGUGUGUGUGUGUGUGUGUGUGUGUGAUGGUAGGUGGGCGGCCGUGCAGGAUAAAGGCCUGUCAGCAGGAGAGACUGCAGCCCCCUCACUCCUUCUGUCACUGGCCUGAAGCACCGGAACAACCCUUCUGCGUUUGUAGUGCAUGUGUGUGUUUGUGUGUGUGUGUGUUUGUGAGGACUCCUGUGUGAGGCUGGAAGCAGCUUGGCCCCCGUUGACCCGCCGUGAACUACGAGCUAUUGAUAAACCUUGGCAAAUGAAUACACAGACUGACAGAGGGAGAUUACAACCAGUGUUCGCCCAUAUUUGAUGUGACAGGAUUAGAUUUGUCGGAGCUGCUGCUUUGCUUUAUUCGGGUUACCACCUGGUAUCCUUAAGACACAAAACACAGACAGAACGUCAAAACACUCAGACGGAAAAUGAAUUCAGGGAAAAGAGAGAGAGAGAGGAUAAAGCUUGGGGGAAACAGACUGGGUGGCUUUCCUAAAUCACUACAAACACUUUACGCUAAACACGGCUGUGAAUCACACACUGCUUCACAUCAACAUGUCGUGAUUUUACUGCAUAUUUUAUCCUCUUCUUCUUGAAUGGCUGGCAGACGGAUGUUUAGAAGUAUGUUGCUAUUCAUCUAAAUUUUAGGCCAGGUUAAAUCUAUGACUACAUUUGUCUGGAUUUGCACAAGACAGUGUUUUAAAGAUCGAAGCUGUUCAUAGGAGGCAGGGGUAACCCACUGAAAAUGUGACACACGCCUUGGCUGGCUCGUCAUAUACCACAGAAACUGGCUUAUAAUGAAGCCCAUCCAGGGCUUUUUUUGUUUUUCCACUGAGGAUCCCUGUGUUCAAAUUUACACACAAAUUUACAGUGUCAUGAGUAAGGUCAAGUUUGUACACCCUAAAGUUUCUUACGUUGCUGUUCAGACUGUCAGCAAUGCACAGAAAACAGAGUCCCUGCUGGCAGCCCCAAAAAGUUUCCCAUCAUUCCCAGAGGCUGAGUUGUCCAGAUGGCCAGUGAGUUUGAAAAUGGCAUUUGUCAUGUGAUCAUUUCUGUCUUUUUGCAGAAAUGUAAAAAUUUUCAUGUAAGGACACAUCUGUUUGAGAUAAGUCAAGGCUCUUGGUGUAUGCAGAAACCGAUCGAUGCUGUUAGAAGACUCUGGCAUGGGAGACUUAAGGUCCUUACACACCAGGAACGAUCCAAAUAGGUCACGAAACUAUGAAAAAUUUGGAGGCGAAUUUUAACGUGCCUGACUAUACAUAUCAAGCACAAUGCGAUUUUGCGACUUUCCGGGGGGAAAAAAGACGCGUCCCAGGUGAAAGCAAGAAGAGUGGCACAGCAGCAGACUGACUGUUUUUCAGUUCUGAUUAAACACCAGUGUUGAGAUGGCUGUCUGUCAUGAUAGCAUGUACUGAGUCAGGGCGAGUACCAGAUAAGCACAUUAAACAAUAAUCCAUAAACGUAAGGUAACAACCGAGACCUAAUGGUGUGCUAACAGCAACGCGACUGAGUUUGAGACAGUGAAAAUACAUAUGGUAUGUUGUAUCUGAACAGGUUAGCUUACGAGCUAAAGUUACUUAGCACAGAUAAACAAAGACGUUUAGCAAACUGUUAAAGCACACAAACCAUUGUCAUUUGAGAGAUCCGACGCUAUGACUCUCCAUGUGUUGUCCUUCAGGUUGUUAUCUUUGUAAUGUUUGUGUCUUUUAUCAAAAAGCACUCUGUUCUCAGACAUGUAAACAAUCAGCCAGUCGGCCAUGUUGGAUAUACCUGUGAAUCUAAUGUCACAACAGCACGAAAUCUGAUCAGAAGUGGACACACAGUAUGCAAAACUUUAGAAAUUCGACCGUCAUACGAAAAAAUAAAUGCUGCAAUAUUGCAGGACGGGAAAACGUCGCUGAUGUGAACGCUUGUAUUGACAGGAUACGGGUUGGAAAAAAAAUGUUGACGUCCAAAAUAAUCACACGAAAAAAAUGCUCCCGGUGUGUAAGGACCUUAAGGUUUAGUCAGCCACACACCAGGUGUUUCUUUUCAUCCCCUUUUCCUUUUAGACUUUUACCCCUACCUUUAGACCCACAGUUUCAUAUUUGAAGUCUCAACUGACCAUACAUGCAAAAACAAAUAAAAGUGCUGAAAAUUCCUCAGUGGAGAGAAUGCUGUAAAUGUUAUCAACAGCAGGAACAGCAGCUACAUAUGAGGGUGUAGAAAGGGGGGGGAGGGUAGUUUCCAGAGAAAAGGCAGAGCAUAACGGUAGAGAGCAGGUAUUGAUGGAGGCCAAAGGGGAGGCUCUGGGGGGAUUAGCAGGUCAGCCAUAACAUUGGACUUGUUUACAUCACAGUCCAGAGCAGCUGACAGACCCCUAAGCCUGUAGAGACGGAGCAGAGAGCUGCUUUUUUAUGAUUAUCUGCCUCGAUUCAAUCCCAAAAUCUGAAACACAACAUGAUAAAAAACAUGAAAUAUGGACUAAGUAUCUAUAUUUUAAAAUGUUUGUGUCCUACUUUGAAACAAUCCUAUUUCUCUCGUUAUGGAGAGAAAAAUGGGAAAAAAUGAGCUUUUAUUGAAAGUUUCUAACUCUAAAAAGAGGUCAGUAUGUUCUGGUGAUCCUCAUUGGACUGAAAUUGAAGAAACUCCACCACCAUGGCUCAGUUUGGUCGCCCUGAUGACAUAAAUGAUCAUUUUCAUAAACUUCUCUGCAGAAAAUCAUCACCGCGCGUUAGAGGAAUAUAAUCAAGGUGGUCGAAAACAUUUACUCUACUCCUCGGCAGAAACCCUUUGCUGCCUAGCUCCUCUCUGCCUCCCAUCCUUUUCUGCCCCCUUGCCUGUUGCCGUGGUAACUAGCAGAAGGAAGCUGAGUGGAGGGGAGCUUACAGAGAGGGAUCGAGAGAGAAAAAGGGGGGUUGUUUCAGGUUUCUGGGUAAAGAAACCACAGCUACUCUUCUUCCAUCCUUCCCUUCCCCUUUCCUCCUCUUCCCUUGUGUUUCAUCUCCUCCACCACAUCCUCCAAUCUCUCCAAAAAUUAAAAACUCCUUUUUGAUCCUGGGCCAAUUAUUUCCUCUGUUUUGCCUCUUCGUCCUAAUUAUCCCCCAAUGUUCACCUUCUCCUGGCUUGUUUUUGUCAAACAUUUUUCCCUUUCGCUUGCAAUAUUUUGGAUCUUUCCUUUUAUUCUUUUUGUUUUUAACUUUUUCCUCAUUUUAAUCCACAACUUGAAGAAAACAAUGUUUCCAUGUGAGCAUUUUUCUUCAGAUUUGUUGUUUUAACCCUGUAAAAGUCAGAUGCAGCUCUUUCUAAUGAGCUGUAAUCAACUCCCACCUGGGCUCUAUUUCUAUUUUUAUGCAGCUCGUCUUCCAAUUAGCGUUCAAGUUUUGAUUUAAGGCAUUAAAAUCUACACAAUGUCAGAUAUUCAGCAAGAGAGAAGGAGCUGCAAUGCUGUUUGGCUGCAAGUUAAAUAAUGCCAAGUGCAUGGUGCUCCAUUGUUUGUGUUAGCGUGUGUAAUCGUAUAUGAGCGUGUAUGCACAUGCAUAUGGAGGGGCCAGAUAUAUUAGGGUCUCCCAGGUUGUGUGCAGAAACCCUGAUUAUUGUUCACAUUGCUCUAAACGUUUAAUUUAACAUUUUGACAAUGAACUGCCUGUCUUAUAAUGAGAGCUUUGAGUGAACAAACGCCUCCUCAUAGAAGGAAAUCCUCCGCCAGAUAAUCAGGAAGAGAAAGAGAGGAAGGCGGCAGGUCGAGGGUACACAAUUACUGGCGGAGCAGAGGCGUUUUGAGUAGAGCAGGCAUUAGAUUUUUGCAUAAUUACAGCCAUGACUGUGAAAACACAGUCAACAUAUUAGUCAAAGGAACAACAAACAGGGUCUGCUGGGAGCAGAGGCUGCGAGAGUGCAGAUAUGUGUCUGAAUGAAACAUCGAUACAGUCAACAGAGGGCUGAUGAAACAAUUGGUGAAAUACAGACCUGCCAAUACUCCUGACAGAAGAGUUAACACAUUCUCAAGAGUUGUAAUUUCUCCUUAUCAUCUCCCGAUUUCAUAAUGAAACCAAUCAAACGACUGGUCCUCAAUCUCCAUGUGGGAUACAUGUCACUAAGUCUGGUGACCCAGUACGACAGAGACAGGUAUUUAGAAAGCCCUCUACCUGGUGUACAGUACACCUGCAUCACCUCUUAAUGCUGCGGCUCACCACUCCUCUUCUCUCUGCUGAGCCUGGUGCUGAAACAUGCCUGGAUCAGGUCUCUCUUCAGUCUUUUUUUAUGUGUCAUGUUUAAUUAACGAUAUCUUUGUUUUGGUUGAUGGUCAGUGUUGGCUGGUCUUGAGUGAAGUUUCAGUUGUGAGUCAUGACCAUCACUCUUUCUACUCUGGCACCAAAAACACAAAAAGACAACAUUUAACACCAUGUUGUAGCACUUUUCAGUUUCUUAUGUCCCCUCCAGCUAUUACCUUAAUAUCACUGUGACAUCAGCUGUAGAAGGGGUCUCUUGAGACUUAUACACUUUUUGUACUAGUUUGUCUAAAAGUUAAGCCUUUAAAAUUGGGGUUAAUGAGACAUAUUAAGGCCCAAUCACAAACUGCCCCCUAUACACUCGCCCCUACACGCUCUCCCUCUGUUUAAGCGUUCCCGUGGAGGCUCCACUAUAUUGAAGGCCGUCCCAAAUCACAGAGUGCUGAGCGUGAGUGCACUGUUCAGCCCUUCAAUAGCGAGUCUGCACCGAUCACUCAGGCAGCAGUCGGUGCAGCUUUUAACUGUACAUGAUGUCCGUUUACUAAGAAAAGAAACGCUACCUUGCACAGGAUGCGUCUUUGUGUUGCUAUGGCGAUGAAUCUUUCUGUUUUCUGGUGGACUGAGGAGGGCGUCACAUACCCGCCUGUCUUGUCUAUACCCUCCCAUUUCAAUUGAGGCGCACUCCACAGCUGCGAGUGUAACUUCAUUACGAGUGACACUCGGUAGUGAAGGGCGAGUGUGUAGGGGGCGGUUUGGGAUUGGGCCUUCAUCUUUGGAGACAGCCCUUAGUGGACACUCUAAGUACUGCACUACCACAUUGGCUCAUGUAAUUAACAGAACAGAGUUUGCGUCUUGGUAAUAUCUUGAUUUAAUUACAAGAAUGAUGUCAUUGUUGUCUAAUUUAAUAAUUUUGAUUAGAAACUUGAUAAACAUUUUUGCUAGAAAUUUAGAAUUUUUAAGGGACGAGAUGAAAUCAUCCACAACAUGUUGGUUACCACAGGUGCACCAAAGUCAUCUCAAAUGACUAUACAACAUUUCAAAAUGCUUUUGUCAGUAUGAGCCACAAGUUUAAGGCUAAAACAAAUGAAAUGCAACAUCUGAGAAUAUGAAACGGACAUGUAAAAUACAGAUUUUUUUGUUCAGCAGUCACGUUUCUUAUUGAUAUUUCUUAAUGUGUCAAAAGUGAAAGUGAUUUUGACACGUUUAAAUGAAUUAACAGUUUUAAAUAUGUUUUAAUUGAAUGGAAAUUGGCUGUAGACUGGAAUGACAGUCAGAGUGGAACUACUGUUUUGUAUUUGUGCAACUUCUCCACUAGAGUAUCUUCAGUCCAUUAGAGAGUGUUAAAAAAAGCAUUGGAUCAAAUCUCUUCGGUUGGUUUCUGUUUCUAUGGUGUACUCUCAGCACUGCCUUCUCUUACUAUUCCCAGAGAAAAAAGUCUUCAGAGAAAACUGCAGACACAAUUCAGAGAUUAUUCAGACUGAAAGAUGGGGGGACAGGGAGUGAAAAAAGGUCCUGAGCAGGAGUUAAGAUAAGAGCUAAAAAAAAGAAGAUGCUUUGAAGAGGAAAGAAAAAACAGGUGGGGGUUGCUGUGUGGCGUACGAUAAUCUGCUGCUAUUCGAUGGCAUUAACAAAAAAAAAAACCUAAUGCAAGAAUCCUCUCUUGGCCCAGCCACAGAUUACAGCAGUGGGUUUGCGUGUGCAAGCUAUUAUAUAAUUCAUUCUCUGUGAUGAGAUUUUCCUGCGUUGCUGGUUUUCCUACUUUCCCUUUCUAUCUCUGGCGCGCUGUCCGAGAACUGGCAGGUUUGUCUUUUAAUUUGAGGGGAUCACCGAGCUGCAGUUUUUUGGUGCCUUAUAAUCUUUUUAUCCCUGUCUGGAACUAAUUCAUCUUGAACCGUAAAUUGACAUCUUCUUUCAGUGCUUGGUUAGUCUGAGGUUGUGUCCACUCUCCGUCUGACCACUGCUUUGUUGCAUAGAUACAUACAUACAGAAUAUAUACGUGUUCACAUAUGUGCUCAUUCAGUGCAAUGCUGCCUCGAUAGGGCAUUGUAAAUUCUCUACUCUCUAAGCUCCUUAAUGGAGUCACUACAAGGGCAAAUGCAUUUUCAUUGUUUUUGCAUAUAUUUCCUCCCUGCACAUGCAGGCUUAUCACAGGUGGGAGGAUUGGAAAUAAGUCUUUUAUUUUCAUUUUGCGGUCAUCAGUACUGACCUGCAGUUUUGAUGAGAGGUACAUGUGAGCCACAUGCUGUCAGACUCUGAAAAGGAUUAACGCUGCCCUCUGACUCCGCACAAGACUGGCAAAGCUGCGGCGCGAUUGGUAGAUUACCCUUCACACAGCCAAAUGCCAUCUAAUGAUUAUCUGCUAACAUCUAAAGUGCAGUGGAAAGCCCCCCUUACCCAUUCUGGAUCCACUGCCUUGUCACAAUGGGGUCCAGAUAAGCACCACUGUGGCAUUUUUUUAUUUUGCAUAUAAAAACCCACACUUAUCUCGAGGGGUAGGUGCAGGUGAAACAGAGAGAAGAAAUUGCGCAACAAAAAUCCCUGGAUGGCUGAUAAUCAAUUCUCCAUGAAGCUUAAGGACACUAAGAUAUUUACCCUGGAGUUUAAUACACAAGUAUAAUAAAAACAAGUACAAAUGUAUCCCUUUUAAAGGUGCUGUAAGCGGGGAGUAGCAAGAGGGGUGAGCGAGGGAGUUCUGUGACUAGAUAUUAUAGUGGCUAAAAAAAAUAUUCUUACUCUCUUUUAAUCCCGUCUUCGCAUCGACUUUAGGUGAAGUUAACCUGUGCAAAUGAUUUGAUUCACCUAAAGUGAAUCAAAUCACCUAAAGAUUAGGUGAUCCUGAGCAGGAUAAUUCUUACGAAUGUGUUUAAUGAGAAACAGCGUACUGAUAUUUAUCUCUAAGAAAGUAGUGCAGAGUGUUAUCGCAUCUGAGACUUUCAACAGGAAACAGUUAUUUAAACUGUGAACAAAAUGGCCAAUCAAAGCUUUUAAGCUGGAUAUGUAUUUGUCACCACGCAACAGUAUUGGUAAAUGCAGUGUUUUCUCAAACUUGCACAUGAAAGCAGCUAAGAAGUUUCCAAUUUCUUCAUCUUUGGCUGUGAAGCUUCAUCUCUUUAAAUUUAGACCCUCUGUUUCAUGCACAGUGACAUUUUUCAGGGAGAAAUGCAGCGCCGCCCGUCAGCACUGCCCUCAAAGCCAUUUUUACAAGUCAGCAUCUAUUGACUUGUAUGCAAACCCCCUUCAUAAAUCCAUGAUUAAUGUAAUGGGGUCAGGUUUUGAUGGGCAACUGUAAUGAUGAAUACUCUGCCUUCAUGUGGAGUAAUGACAGUGAUUUAUCAUUUAUGGGAUUAUCAUUAAUAUAAAUGUAGGCGAUUAGUGAGAGUUGAUCUCACAGUGUGCAGGAGUCGGUCUGAAGUCGGUCUGUCGGACGAUGAUGUGAGGCAGCAAUCAAUCAACAGAUUAACGGCAGAGUCCAGGCCUGUCUGCAGCCUGGACCCAGUCUUUGUUUGCUUACACAGAGCGAGACAGCCAAUGGGUUCAUAGACCGCAAAAAGGCUGCUAUCUAAAGUGCUUGCUUGGUCUGAGAUCUGAAAAAUAAAUGAGCUAUGAAUAAAGUACAGAAAGAACAAAGAGGGAGAUGUCUGCAAGAAAAGAAACAGCACAGGGGUGUGCAGAUAUGUUAUGUUCGCCUAAAAAUAGAUGCACAUUAACAUGCACGCACAGUGAAUCGAAGUGAACCUAAUUUCAGCACAAAAUAACGUCAGCACAUCCUUCACUGAAGCCCACGCAGACAUGGUACCAAACCUGCAAAUAAUGUAGAACCCAGUCUCACCUGUUGCCAUGGCAGUGAAGAAGAGAGACGACCUGUAGCCUGGUGUUUAUAACGGCAACAGCAGGUUGUGCACGUGUGUGCGCAAGCAUGUGUCAAAAAUAAUUACACCUCUGAUUUAAGUGACUCCGAGGUUGCUGUGGUAACAGGGCUUAAUGAUGCAGAAGACACCAAAACUGGAGGAGAAAGUCCUCUCACAUGUUUUUACCUCCUAAGACCAGCACAAAAAUACACACACACAAACACACAAUCCUGAACCACAGAUAACAGGCUGUGAGUUAUGAGCGCUGACGACACAUUCAGGCUCCUCUCAUAACUGAUCGUCCGCUUCUGUGUUCGCUCACGGCUGAUGGAUGAGAUCUGGAGCGCUAUUCUUCUCUGCUUCUUAUCGGGAGAAACACACGAACUUCACAGUAACACAGUGUUUGUCUCUAACGCCGUGCAGCGUUGUGUAUUAAAUGGCUCUCUGCCCGUCUCUCACUUCCGAUUUCUAUUAAAAGCAGCUCUGAUUCUUUUCAGAGACACCCUGCUGUGAUUUCAUUUUCCAAUCCCUCCUCUUGGACGAAAUUCUCUCUUAUUUCACUCAUGAUUGUGCGCUGCAUCAGAUUUCCUUUCUAUUACCCUCUUAACUCCCUCACACUUUAAGUACAUGUUUCCAGGGCAAGUGGUUCACAAUAUCUCCCUUUAAGUACUUCAACCUUCUCUAAAAAGUCAUUUUGACCAGUUUAUCAAAGCCACUUUUAACAGUGAAAGCCAUGCAUUUCAGGAGAGAACUGGUCAUUGUAUUGUAAGUAAAUUACAUGGCUUGCUGCCUUAAAGGAAAUAACGCAUGAGUUUAAGUCAUGGCAGUAGGUCCAUGCUUUGCAAUUUUCAUUCAUUCUUGCUGUAAAUCGAGCUCACAUGUACCUGCAACUAGCAGAAUAGUACAAACUGAUUGUUCAAGGGGCCCCCCACUCUUUCUCCAAGUUUCCUGCUCUACCCACUGUCUUAUCCUCUCAGUACAAGCCCAAAAAUACGACUCAGGGAAAGGACAAAAGUUCUCGAAAAAGCUACACAGCUGCAUAUUUAUAGAACAUUGCUGAACACCCUUGAAGAUCCUUGUCAGGAUGUCUGAUGCAUUGUGACGCAGUGAACCACCUGUGUAUCUGCCUUUUAACCCCCGUUCUCUCCCUCUUUCUCUUGCAGGAUCCUCCUCACAGUUGUGGUGAUCUUCCGUAUCCUGAUCGUGGCGAUUGUCGGGGAGACGGUGUAUGAGGACGAGCAAACCAUGUUCAUCUGUAACACUCUUCAGCCAGGCUGCAACCAGGCCUGCUACGACAAAGCCUUCCCCAUUUCACACAUACGUUACUGGGUCUUCCAGAUCAUUCUGGUGUGCACGCCCAGCCUCUGCUUCAUCACCUACUCUGUCCACCAGUCGGCGAAGCAGAAAGACCGGCGCUACUCCUUUCUGUACCCCAUCAUGGAGAGGGACUAUGGGGGACGGGACGGGGCGAGAAAGCUUCGUAACAUUAAUGGUAUUUUAGUUCAGCACGGCGGCGAUGGUGGAGGAGGGAAGGAGGAGCCGGACUGCCUCGAGGUGAAGGAAAUCCCCAACGCCCCACGUGGCCUCACUCAUGGAAAGAGCUCCAAGGUGCGCCGCCAAGAAGGGAUCUCCCGCUUUUACAUCAUCCAGGUGGUGUUCAGAAACGCUCUGGAGAUCGGUUUCUUGGCAGGCCAGUACUUUCUUUACGGCUUUAGUGUCCCUGGGAUCUUUGAAUGUGACCGCUACCCGUGUCUGAAGGAAGUGGAGUGUUACGUGUCCCGUCCCACAGAGAAAACAGUUUUCCUGGUCUUUAUGUUUGCGGUGAGCGGCAUCUGCGUGGUCCUCAACCUGGCUGAGCUCAACCAUCUGGGCUGGCGCAAGAUCAAGGCUGCCAUCAGGGGCGUCCAGGCCCGCAGGAAGUCUAUCUGCGAGAUCAGGAAGAAGGACAUGGCACAUCUGUCCCAGCCGCCCAAUCUAGGACGCACACAGUCCAGUGAAUCGGCGUAUGUCUGAUGAAGAGAGGAAAUGAGGAUGAGGAGGAUGAAUGUGCAAGAGAAAAUGAAUAAUUAUGAUUUUAAUUUAAUAACAAGGAAGGUGAGGUUGAACGAUACGACCUCUCUUCUGAGCUUAUAGUUGUGAAACAGAAUGUAAAGACAAAACCUCUGGUUUGAGGACUUGAAGAGUCAAAGAAGGAGGGAGAAAAAGACGAUACAAAACCAGAGAAGAAUUCAUAGGACCAAAAGCUCUGCAAUCUGCAGAUGAACACAUUUUGAUCUUUCAAGGAAAAUAUCCAACUGCCAUUUUAUACUUCAAUCUUUUUUCGUUUGACUUUUCAGACCCUCUCCCCCAACUCUUUCCUUCAAAGUGGGAAACUAAAUCCUCAAAUGGCAAACAGGGAAAAACUAGGGAUGAGGAGAACCCAGGACGGGAGUGGAGAGGCUGUUUAGUGUUCUUUGGGGAUAUCUAAAGAUGACGGCAGUGUUUAAUGCAUUACAUGGUGCUUUUCUUCUGGACUGUGUCAGCCUCGGUGGGAAAAGGAUAGAGGGGGUGGGACAGCGAGGAUGAGCAGCGGGCAUCAUUAAAUGAGGAACGGAAGGACUGUCAGAGCUGUGAUGGACCGGGGAGGGAGGUGAGUUUGUGAGGGUUAGAGAGGAGACGUCAUGCUCUACAGAAAACAAGUGAUACAACCAAGAAGAGUUUUUUAUUUUGUUUCCUUUCCACACCGGAGACUCAGUGUGGACCGAGGCCGAGAGAGUGGGCUGCCUCUGAUCAGUGUCAGCCUCGCCUCUGCUGAAACGUCGUCCAAGCCAAAACCAAGAGAAAAAGACUGACGAUGUUUACGCUUUGUCUCCUGACAGACGAUGGUUUUAACACAAACAGGAGUGAGCAAGUUCUAUAAACACUUAUCCUCUAUCUCGCUCUCUCUGCCCCGCGGUUGGCAGCUAUAAAGAUCCCAGGGACUUGGUAUGACAGUAAUGACCCUUGCUGCGCUCCUUCUGCGAAAACUUUGGAGAGGAACUAACAGACUAAUGGACGAGCAGAGAGUAAACAUCAGCCUCUCCUGAAGCACAAACCAAAUGAGCCUCUGUUCAGCUGAGGAAGGAAGGAAGGAGCGGCGGAGGAGAGGGAGAGAACAGGAGGAGAACAGAUCACUUUAUUACUUUACAAAUUUUAUAAAAUAUAUCACCAUAAGUAAUGCUUUUGUUUUUUUUUCUUUUUUCUUUUGAGAAAGCGAUGGUGCCAUCCUUAAGAUAUUUAAUUAUUGUUGAAGAGUUACAUAGAGUAUAUCAUGGUAAAAUAUUUAUCCAUUUAGAGUAUAUCCAGAUAGAUUUUAUUUAUCUUCUCGGGGCGGGUUGGUCGGGACAUCAUGUUGCUGUUUUUUUUUAAAUGUAUAAACUGUCUGUCUUUUUUCAUUUCUGUUUAGUUUGAAGGAUUCUUCACUGACGUGUUUGGGUUGGGAAAGGAACAAGUGUGUGAGCUUUGUUCUGAAACACAAUGAGGCUGUGCAGCUGAUUUUUUUUAUAUGUAGCUUUUUAGGAAAUCUCUCAACACUGUUACUUAACUGCAUUUAAUAUGUAAAACAACACUGCAACUGUACUUUUUUGUGUGUUUUCCACAGGGAGCCUUGGUUUUUUCAAAAUCAGCUGCACAGCUUCAGGCCCUGGAGGCCUGUGAGCCAUUAGAAAAGGCAUGUUUACACGGCGUGAUGUUUCUUGAAUGAUCAAGCAAUGUAAUGAUGAGUAGUUAUUCUAUAGGGACAGUUGUGUUCUUGAAUCUCAGUGGUUUCAUUUUGCAUUUCUUUCCUGACUGGAUUUCAACAUGCAUGCCUUGUAAGAGAAAAGAAUGACAUGAAAGAAAAUGAUAAAGAUGACGGGAGUGUUGCACCUUGAUUAAUGCGGACGAGUGGGAGAGUGGCGGACUGGAGGAAUUCGUGAUGGGAUCACACGGAAACUGAUGCAUCAUUUACUACAUGAAGCUGUCGCACUGCGGGCAUGUGGAACCAGACAUUUCAGCGGAUUGCAUUUGGCAUCUUAAUUAAAUUAUUAAACCGAUAUGAGCACACACAGAAACACACACAGGAACACACUGUACCUGCACCGUGCUGUCAAGGGUGUGUUCAGACCUUUAUGACAGGACACCAGACUUAUUCAGGGGUGGCAUAAAGUAAGCAUGCACAACCACACAAAUAAACAGCCUUUAGUUCCCAUUUCUAUCUCUAUGAAACAUAACUAUUUCUGCCUGCUAGGGACAUGAAUGAAGAAGUUUAAUUCUUCAGGGCGGCACAGCAGUAAAGGUGGAGGGUCUGUUGCUUUAUUUGCUGUCUUGUUUUUGGCAAAAGCACACUUAAAAAAUGACUCUUUUUUUUUUUCCACUGAAAAUCUUGCCAGAGGGAUAAAAGGUUUAAACUGUCUUCCUGCAGGAACACACACACUGCAUUCAGCAAUAUGCCCUUUUCCUGCAGACGUGUAGCUCAAUGUGGUUCCAUUUGUUACCACCAACCUGCAAGCUAUCUGAUUUUGGCCGAAUGUGGCAAUACUAACUGUGAGAUACAAACUCACCCACUACCUACGACUAAUCCAGCGAGACCUGCGCCAGCUCCCUCUGCUGGUAGCUUGUUGUCUUGAAUUAGUGGAGUCGUUCCAAUCAAACCAGUUCAGAAUUUUACAGUAUUUUUGACAGCUGGUGUGCAAUGAUGUUGCUUUUUCUCUAAUGCACUUGUCUUAUGAAAAAGAGUUCAAAUUUAGAGUACCAACAAACGCAAAUGUGCAAUUUUCAGUGCUACCUUUGACCAAUCAUAGCUUAGUACUUUCAGAUAUCAAGGGGGCCCAUGCCACCCUUCGCCACCCUCCUGGACACACCCCUGUUCCUCCUCUGUGAGGACGAGGAUCCUCUGAUGACUGUGAUGAACCAAUAAAACUACAAAGCAGUUUGAAUGCUGCUCUUUAAAUCAGAUCGUUACUGACGUGCAGGAACAUAACUGAUUAAAAUCCGAUCCAGCUCAUGAAUCUCAAACACUGCAAACUUAAUGGCCUUAUGUAGCUUGACACUGCAGCAGCUCAGCACUGCCAUAAUAUGGGGUUUGAUUGAGUAAUGCACUAAUGCUACUCUCCCCCAGAGUUCCUACAACACUGCAUCAACUCAUUAGAAAAAUGCACAUAUACUGUACAUCACAUUUGAAGCUACAAUAGUUAGUGUAUUGCAAUGUCAGCUGUGUGAAAUUGGGUAAAAAUCUCUUUGUAAAUAGUGUUUUAUGUAACUUAUUGUUUAACUGAUUUAUUCAACUUGCCUUAUCUGCUUGUACUUGCUACAUGCCUUUGGACAACUCCUUGGAAACUUGGUGUAAAGCCGUAACAUAGACAGGUAGUGAAAGAACCGUGAGUCAACAUGACCUCUUCCAUAAUAACAAAGACAAAAUUUAACUUUUGACAGAUACUCCUUUCAGCAGAUGACCAAAGCACCACUGUAAAUCAAAAGGGAGGGAAGUGUAUGUAUUCAGAUACUGUAGAGGCUGCUCUGCAAACACCCAGACAUGACAGGACAUUAUGUAACAGCCUGUGGAGGAUAAACACACGUUCUCCAGAGCUGCAGAUCGCCUUGAGUCACAACAGCCGAUGUAUGAGAUCGAUCCAUCAAACUCUCUCCUUUAUUCACAGCCUUUGUCAUAAUCUCCAUGAUUCUUACAGGUGAUUAUCCCCAGAUUUAGACUCCUCUGGGGAUCUCCCUGGCUCAACAGAAUCCUUCAUUGUGUGCACCGAGAAGGACAAAUAUGCUCACAAGGCACGCCAGAGCGUCUAAUACCACCGGCUAAAUCACGGCUUCCUUCAUUUACAGAGACCCUUUGCUGCUAGCGAGGGCUUAAACGCUGACCUUGAGCUGUAAGGCCAAGCCGAUGUCCUGUGCUAUACGCAGUCACUGUGAAGAACAGAUCUAAUCUCCACAGGGAGCAGGUCAAUGCGGUGUGAGGCCUAUUUUUAGUGAAUGGUACUUACAAACAUGCAUAAUAUACAUCCAUUCUGAGAAAAAACAAUCCUUGGUGGGCGGUGGUUAAAUUUGCGUUCUUCCUGUUGGACUCUGCCGAUGUGUCUGGUUUCAUUCAGGUUACAAACACACAAACAGUGUGCGGAUGUAGACGGCCAUAAAUGUGUCCUGGUCUUCUUCAGUUUACAUUCAUCCAGCGUUCAAUCGUGACUCACGGCUCCUGAAGUUUUACAGUCGGUGGGUACACAGCUUUCCAAAGAAGAAGCGACCCAGCUUUUCCGACAGUCCACCACUCCCCCACCGUCUCUUUUUUUUUCUAUUUGUCAAUGUGAAAUGAAUUAUGCAACUUUUUUUUUCUCUUUUUGACUUGUGGAUUCAUUUUGUUGUCUGUUGCUCUUUUUGUGCAGUGACAUAUCAAAAAAGAAAGAUGUUUUUUUUUCUAUGUAAAGGAACAAAAAGUUUUUUAUGUUUAAAAUCAAGGGUAGAAAGUUGAAAUAUAAAACUAGCAGAAAAAAAAGAACUAAUAUUUCUUCCCUUGCCAAAGUGAUAUGCAAAAUUACAUUAAUUUUCAAAGAUUUUUUAAAUGCAUGUGUAAUGGCUAUAAUAGCAUGUUUCUAUGUUUUCUUCAACAGAAUCUUUACUGAAAGACUUUUUUAGUUCAAACUGUGGAGCGAAGCUAUUACGUCUUGAUGCCAAGUGUGAUUUUUAACAACCUAGUUGUUCAGAUGGUACAGAUCCAGGCAGAUUAAUCCAACUCAGUGAUGUUAAAACUUACGAUUACAGGUUAUCUGUCUCAGUUUCUACUCCAGGAAGAUUAUUUAAACCACAAUGUACAGAGAAAUCUUUCCAGUUUUGAGAAAUUUGCACAUGAAUUAAAAACUUUAUAAUGUUUUGAAUAGAUUUUCAAUUUAUAAGCCAGUCAGUCAAGCGAUCUACUGUAAAACACAGGGUACACAGUAAAACAAGCUUAGAGGUAAAAACACUGACAUAGAAGUCAGGUAUGAAGACAUUCCAGGGUUUAGUCCCCAGCACAAUGUGUUUCGAACCUGCGAUAAAGAGCCUCAAAGUUUUAAACAUGAGUAAAACCUCAGCGAAGCUCCUCAUGGAGAACAAAACGGGGUCCAGUACACAAAACACAGACUCAGGAAAGAAAAUGCUGAACUUUUACACCCACCUUUUCUAAUCUAAGAUCCAGUUUUUACUAUAGUAGUUGAGAAACUUUGAUAGAAAAAUAACUACAACAUUUCACCGUCAUCUUAAGCUGGAUUUGAGAAGUGGACGACGCCACUAUGGUGUUCCCCCUUUUUUUUUUUUGCUGUACAUCACUUUCGAAUCCUUCAUUCCCGCAUCUAAACCUUCUUCGUUUUUUUAAACAGAAAGUGACUAUAUUUAUCCAACAAGGACUUUAACUUCUCUACGGCCUCUUUAAAGUAUGCACUCCUAAAAAUUUCCAGAAAUUUUCAAGGGUUCUGUCAGUAUAGAUUUUUCAGGAAAUGCAGCUUUUGAAGUUUCAGCUCUGUAACAGUUUCCAUCUUGGAUUUUUGAGACAUUUCAUUUUUCUGUGGCCUCUUUCGCAUAUGCACUGCUGAAGUACAACUUUUACACAGUGCAAACCCUUUCUGAGUUUGCACUGCAUUGUUUUUAUUCAUUCUCCAACAUGACGCACUAUUAUGGCUUCUUCUCAGUGAUUAAAGAGUGCUGCUUCUGAAUCUGCUGAAAUUUUCCGAAGGGUAAAACUGGGGUGAAGAUUUCGACUGUUUGUGUCACUUGUGUAUCUUAGCUCACCUGGAAAUUUUCUAAAAUAUUCAGGACUUUUGUGACAUAUUAAUCACAGCUUGUGUUUGUUGCGGUUUAGCCUUGAAGCACGACACUCUUUAUCGUCCAUUUUACUGUUAACAGAACUAUAGUUUCAGAAAUUGACAUUGUGCAGUAUUUAAGAAGAAUUAUGGGGAAAAAAAGAUUAAUAACACAAUUUGCCCCCUGCAGGCCGCCAGAAAGGAUACAGGUUCCAGAUUUUGAGUCUCGGCUUUGCUUUCGAAACCAGAGAGGCUAAGUCCACUUCUCACACAAAGUCUCCCUCAGCAUACUUUCCAUUUACCAUUGAACUGUGUACUGUAGAGACUACUAAACUAAAGAUCAUCUUUAAGCCUGACUAGUAACAUCCAGGUGCUGUUGAGGUUCGACUCUUUACCAAAAACUAGUCUCGAAACACAUUUCCUUGUGUUCAGCAAAUGACUGCCCUACUUCUAAGCUAUGUAGCAAUGCAGGUUUCAAAAACAAAACAAACAAUUUGUGACUGUUACUGACAAACAGGCUUGUGCAGAUGUGAUAUCAUGUUUUAAUGAAUAUGUCCAUUAACUAGCAGAACAGUAGCAAACAAUUUGAGUCCUCAGGAUUGCAGCGUGUACAUAAACUGUUUCAUUCAUCAGUCUAGAGCUCACUGAAGUACAAAUUUACUCUUUAUACUGCUGCCAAAUACACCUCAGAAUAAUAAUUUCAUAGUUUGAAUAUGAAGCCAAUCUGAAGGGCUGGUUUGUCAGCCUUGAGAAAAUUUUGCUGGGCUUCGAACUUUCCAAAUUAAAAGCCAUACUUUGCAGGGAAAGAAAAAGAUGUUUACAUCAUGACUUGGUGAAUCAUGCUGAUAGAAUACAAUGUGCACUCAUGGGCCAAUCUUAAUCACAUUCAUUAGUAGAAAAGCAGAUAAUCAUUUAUGCAUUUAGAUCCAAAUUGUAUCCACUAAAAAGCUUCUUACAGCAUUUAAUGAAAGAGAAAAAUGUAAGUUUUACAGCCCUGUUUAUCCAGAUGUUCAAUGUAAUUUUCAUUUCUGUCUAAAAAUAGACCUACGCUCCCUCCUCCCCCCUCCAGCCCUGUCAGAUGCUGGUGCUGCUUUUCUCUGGUCUGGAUUAGAACCACUUCUGGGUUCAAAAACGGACCUCUCAGUCUGCUAAUCUGCAAUAAUAUCAAUUGUGAUUACUUCAUCUAAUUACACUGAGUGGCAGACACAGGCUGAGUGGAAUUAAGCCAAAUAGCUUUCAGGCAUCCCUCUGUCUCUCUCUCAGCAGCUCCGGGAAUACCUACUGGCUGCAGGGUUUGAGGAUUAAGUUUAUGACCUGAGAAAACCCCUCUUUAAAAAUCUGAACUGUGCAAGUUGUCUGGUUUAAAGUUGGGGGGACGAAAGGACCUUUCACCUUUCCACUUAUCCUCAAAGACCUCUUAAGCUAAGACCCGCCGCCUUUGUGGUGUGACGUGAGUUUGUAAGCUGAGUGAGAGUGGAGAUGUUACAGUAAGAGGGACGACACAUGAGCAGUGGCAUGUCGGGGGAGAGGGGGAGCAGCGCAAGUUUAGCCAAUAUUUGGCACCAUGUAAAGGAUGAUCAUAUCUAAGAGGAAAUAAUCGCACAUCUCUGCCCUCGAAACUUCUUCUUUGUAGCUUCUGCUGUGUCUGUACAGAUGUAAAAGCAUGGACUUAAAACAGAAACAAUGGAACACAUGCUCACGCUUUGUAAUCCUCAUCUAAAAAUCUGUCCACUGCAGAUUUAACGGUGUAGCCGACGAACCUUCGUGGAAGGUUCACUGUAUAUUUCUGACUGGUGUACUGUAUGUAAAGACUGAAUAAAACCUUGAAUGUUACUUCAAGCUUGAACUGA